AUGCCCUUGUCAACUAUACACUCGGCGCCAGCUUUGGACUCAUUCACACCUUUAGUAGAACACCAAACGCAAACACCAAGUACAUUUUACGAUGCUAGACCUAUAUUACAUUAUCACGCUCAGGGUGCGCGCGUGGUUGCUUACGGAGAAUAUAUAAAAGAAUUACCUUUUUUUGCAGACGGCCCGGCGCAAAGUACAGAAGCUGCAGCAGUAGAGAUUGUCGACGCCUACAUAUCCACUGAGAACGUUACCAUAUUCAAUAAUGCCACUUCGGCUGGACUCGCCAUUCCUUAUACUUCCAUAUCUCUACACGCCAUUCAACGACUGCCUGAUCCUACUGAUGCUUCAAAAGGUGAGGUGACUGGGCUGUUCAUGCAACUGGAGACACCCCCUCCUGCUGGAGAAGAUAUACCAUCGAUUAUCGAGUUGGUUCUUAUUCCCGCUGAAUCGGAAUCUACAAAAACCGUGUUCGAGGCUUUGUCCAACUGUUCAAAUCUUGUACCAGACGAAGAGGAUGAAGAUAUGGAAGGGGGAGGCGCCGAGAUUCAAUUUGAGGGCAACAUUGGAUACGAAGGUAUCAGUGGACUACCUGGAGUACAACAAGGAGCUACAGAUGGUGGAUUACCCCCUCCAUUUCCUGGCAGUGGUGGCUGGAUUACUGCGGAAAAUGUUUCGGAAUAUUUUGAUGCGGAGGGUAAUUGGAUUGGGGGUGAAGAUUCCAAUGAAAUUGAAGUACUUGGUGAUGGUGCUGGAAGAGUUAGGGGGCAUGAUGAGAUGGACGGUGAUGCGGAGACAAAUGGCUACAAGGAGGGAGAUGAGGCUAGUAAACGCCCAAGGACCGAUUGA
Molecule: messenger RNA, 846 nt
Organism: Sclerotinia sclerotiorum 1980 UF-70
Lineage: Eukaryota; Fungi; Ascomycota; Leotiomycetes; Helotiales; Sclerotiniaceae
Exons: 2
Coding region: 1-846 (281 amino acids)
Biological process (GO): mRNA cis splicing, via spliceosome
Cellular component (GO): spliceosomal complex; cytosol
Source: RefSeq, a predicted model, not a curated record